Hibiscus syriacus is the source of this 647-nucleotide messenger RNA. Its product is annotated as pterocarpan synthase 1-like. Lineage: Eukaryota; Viridiplantae; Streptophyta; Magnoliopsida; Malvales; Malvaceae. The transcript is spliced from 2 exons. The record is from RefSeq and is a predicted model, not a curated record. Bases 71 to 463 code for a protein of 130 amino acids.
UUUGUUUCCUUAUAAAUACUUAUUUGGAGAAACAGUUGAGUAUUCAUUAAUUGCAGCUGAAAUCUGAACAAUGGCUUCCUUUGCAUCUCAACCUCUCUUCAUAUUCUUCUUCUCAGUUUUGUUCAUUACAAUCGAAGCGGAGUUCUCGUGUGAAUCCGUUACAACAUCCACAAAACGCAUGGAGAAAACAACCCGUCUCCACUUCUACUUCCACGACAUUGUAAGUGGAAAAAACCCAACAGUCGUUAAUAUUAUCAGACCACACAAGAAGUCAGCUGGUUCUUUUGGUUCCACUAACAUGGUAGAUGACCCUUUAACCCAGAAACCCAAGUUGAGUUCGGAACUGGUGGGGAGAGCUCAGGGAAUAUAUGCCUCUGCUUCCCAACAUGAUGUUGGAUUGCUUAUGGUCAUGAAUUUCGCUUUCUCUGAGGGAACAUACAAUAUACAAUGGGAGUACUCUUAGUACUCUUGGAAGGAAUGAAAUUUUUCAUACCGUCAGGGAAUGCCGGUGGUCGGAGGUACCGGGAUUUUCCGGAUUGCUCGAGGUUAUGCUUUGGCCAAGAUAGUCCGGUAUCAUAAACAGAAUACUGUAGUUGAAUAUAACGUAUCUGUUCUGCACUACUAAAUAACUACACUAUAUAUGCUUG